This is a messenger RNA of Abrus precatorius (Indian licorice), 1268 nucleotides long. Its product is annotated as F-box/kelch-repeat protein At3g24760. Gene Ontology annotation, molecular function: protein binding; ubiquitin-protein transferase activity. Lineage: Eukaryota; Viridiplantae; Streptophyta; Magnoliopsida; Fabales; Fabaceae. The record is from RefSeq and is a predicted model, not a curated record. Gene Ontology annotation, biological process: SCF-dependent proteasomal ubiquitin-dependent protein catabolic process. The transcript has a single exon. Bases 127 to 1248 code for a protein of 373 amino acids.
CUCCUCAACUAUAUAUCCACUUCUUCUUUCUCUCUCUUUGGACACAGUCUCAUUCCCUCUGUCUCUCUCUCUCUCUUUCUCUUUUCCCAUCAGAGUGUUCCAACACAAACAACCCUUCGAGAUGAAAUGACAGAGAUCACAAAUCUAAGCUCAGACCUCUUAGAAUUGAUCCUUUCCCUUCUCCCAAUCCCAACCUUAUUAAGAGCCUCAACCGUGUGCAAGUUGUGGCACUCCAUAAUCUCAUCCUCUUCAUUCUCUAUACUCUCCAACCACCCCAACAAACCAUGGUUCUUCCUCCAUGGAAUCCACAACAUCUCCUCCAAAAACAACCAAUCUUUUGCCUUUGACCCUUCUUCCAACUCAUGGUUCCUCCUUCCCACUCCCUCCACCCCACAACACCACCAACCAAACACUUCCUUCGUUGGCACCAACUCCUUCUUCUUCAUCACUGCACCAAACUUCCUCUACACCCCUAUUCUCCACCCCUUUUGGCAUAGCACUCCACCCCUUCACUUCCCAAGAAUCAACCCUCUUUUGGGUGUCUUCAAUGAUCAUGGAAAACACCCCAAGUUCAUUGUUGUUGGUGGUGUUAAGUUCAUUGGUAACUUGGUCGACAUAGAGGACCGUUUGGAUGUUGAAAUUUAUGACCCUCUUUUGGGUUCUUGGGAACUUGGACCUCCUCUCCCUGCUGAUUUCAGAUCAGGAAACUCCUCCUCUUCCCUUUCGUCUGCUUUGUUCAAGGGUAGGUUCUAUGUGUUUGGGAUAUACUCUUGCUUUGUGUCAUCCUUUGAUUUGAACCUAAGAGUUUGGAGUGAGGUUCAGACUCUUAGGCCUUCUGGGGUGGUUUUCUCCUUCUUGAUCGGGUGUAGGGAACAGCUUGUUCUUGCUGGGGUGUGUAGAUCUUCCUUUGUGUUGUGGAAGGUAGAUGAGAGGAGCAUGGAGUUCAGUGAGAUUGCAGUGAUGCCUCAUGAUUUGCUUUCUAGCUUGUUUGAUGGUGAUGAGGAUGAUAAAUUUGCAAGCUUGAAGUGUGUUGGAUUAGGUGAUCUUAUAUAUCUUUUCAAUGAGGACUUCCAUAGGAUGUAUCCAGCCUGUGUGUGUGAGAUUGAUGCUGCGUCUGGGAGGUGCACUUGGAGGAAAGUGCCCCAAUUGCCAUCUCUCAUGAACAGGUUUCACAAGGUUGUUAGUUUUUGUUCAACUGUUUCACUGCAUAGUAUUCUGGGUGAACGUGAAGGUCCUGGACUUCAAUAGACUGAUCAGUUUCCUACUAG